Messenger RNA from Hylaeus volcanicus, 3051 nucleotides. It is a transcript of the gene SRPK, whose product is annotated as SRSF protein kinase 3-like. NCBI's taxonomy places the organism in Eukaryota, Metazoa, Arthropoda, Insecta, Hymenoptera, Colletidae. Gene Ontology annotation, biological process: spliceosomal complex assembly; protein phosphorylation; regulation of mRNA processing. The coding region runs from base 612 to 2492 and encodes 626 amino acids. Gene Ontology annotation, molecular function: ATP binding; protein kinase activity. The transcript has 6 exons. The record is from RefSeq and is a predicted model, not a curated record.
GAUCGCAUCAAUGGACAGAAUAUGGAAUAGUCGAGAAGCAUCAGAAACUAUAAAAUUAUUAUACAAGGGCUUUGGCCGAAUUUGAGCCUCGUCUGCUACCACGGCAUAGAAAAGGACACCGACCGUCGAGUACACCGAAUACCAACGAAGGGAAUCCGAAGGAAAGUCCGAAAGUAAAGAAUCGGGAGCGCAGAGGAAAGGAAGAUAGUAUUCGGGGUUGUAUUGGAGUGUAUUGCCGGCACCGGCACUAGACAGAAGUAGAAGCCAAAAGGGUAACGGAAGAUACGACGGCGUCGACGACCUGUAGAAGACGACACCGACGACACCUGCUUCAUCGAAAAAACGAGAGGCCGGAGAGACACGGUGACGGCGGGGGCGGCCAUACUCAAACAACCGCCGAGCGAAGUGCGCGGCACAACGCAGGAAUCGGACGAUAAUAAAGCCGCGUUAUACUCGUUCGCGGACGGUCUGGGGAUCGAGGUGUAACGGGCGCGGGUGCCUCCAUUGGUACGCGAACGAAAGAAUUUACGAGGGCAAGUGAAAACGGAAGUUGUGGAAAGUGCAAAAAGAAAGAGGAAAGCGGCCCGAGGAAUCGAGGCGCAGGGAACGGUAUGAGUGCGAAGACGGACGUGAACAGGCGGGUCCUAGCGAUUCAGGCCAAGAAAAAAAGGCACAAGCCGAGCAAGCGGAAAGGAAAGGGAAAUUCUCAAGGUGAUUCAGAGACACCAGGAGCUCAAUGCUCCAAGACGCCAGCCGCUCGACAAGCGCAAGGAUCGGAUUUCUACCUGGGAAACAGACUGGAACCAUGCCAUAGCUCAAGUAAUGAAACAAUAGAAGACGUCGACGAGGUAUACAUUAGCGAAGAUGAAGAGCAAGAGGAUAGCAGCGAUUAUUGCAAAGGAGGGUAUCAUCCCGUCAAAAUAGGGGAUUUAUUCCUAAAUCGUUAUCAUGUAACUCGUAAACUUGGCUGGGGCCAUUUUUCGACAGUGUGGCUCUGCUGGGACUUACAAGAUAAACGAUUUGUGGCACUUAAAGUGGUGAAAUCUGCAACCCAUUUUACCGAAACUGCAUUGGAUGAAAUUAAAUUAUUGAAAGAUGUGCGCGAUACAGAUCCCACUGAUCCUAAGCGCAAUAAAACCGUCCAAUUGCUCAAUGAUUUCAAGAUCAGUGGCGUUAAUGGUUUGCAUGUUUGCAUGGUAUUUGAAGUGCUAGGAGAUAAUCUUCUUAAAUUAAUCAUCAAAUCCAACUAUAGAGGAAUUCCAAGGAACAAUGUUAAACGUAUCAUCCGACAAGUUCUCGAAGGUCUUGAUUACCUUCAUAAUAAAUGUAAAAUUAUUCAUACAGACAUAAAACCUGAGAAUGUUCUUAUUUGCGUUGACGAAGCUUACAUACGAAAAUUAGCUUGCCAAGCUACAGAGUUGCAUUCUCUUGGAAUGAAAUUGCCAGUAUCGUUAAUUUCAACUGCACCAAAGGAAUUCCAAGAACCCACUCCUAACUCUAAAAUGUCAAAGAAUAAAAAGAAAAAGCUGAAAAAGAAAGCCAAACGUCAGAAUGAACUGCUGAAAAAACAAAUGGAACAAAUCGAAGAACUAGAGGAGCAAAAUAAACUUGCAAAUAGCACAAGAGAAAACGGUGAAAUAGAAACAAAUAGUCCAGAUCAAGACGUAAAUACGGAAAGUAUAGAAGAUAAUACCGAAAGCAAGGGAUCGCCCAAUAUCUCGGAACCAUCUGUACCUUCAUUGCACAUAAAUGGCGUGGAUAGUCUAGCGGGUGGAGAAAAAGUAGAGAAUCAAUUACCCUCCCAACCUGAAAAAAUGGACAAUGCAAACAUGUGCGACAUAGAAAAAAGUUGGGGUGAAGAAUUAUUACCGCCCUAUGAAGAAGAUACAGAUGAAUGUAGCGAAGCACCUAAUUUACAACCACCUGAAAGUAAACAAUUGAAACGAGCAUCCGUAGCUCCCUUAGAUCCUGCCAUAGUGGAAUGUGAUGUUGAAGUGAAAAUAGCAGAUCUCGGUAAUGCUUGUUGGGUCCAUAAUAAAUUCACUGAUGAUAUUCAAACUCGUCAAUAUAGAUCGUUAGAGGUGUUACUACGAUCAGGAUACGAUACUUCCGCGGAUAUAUGGUCCACUGCCUGUAUGGCAUUCGAAUUGGCAACCGGUGAUUAUCUUUUUGAACCGCAUAGCGGUAAAGAUUAUUGCAGAAACGAAGAUCAUUUAGCACACAUUAUCGAAUUGCUCGGAGAAAUACCAAGACGGGUUGCUUUUUCUGGCAAAAAAUCAAAACUGUACUUCAAUAAGAAAGUAGAGUUAAAACACAUAACUGGAUUGAAACCGUGGGGACUGUACGAGGUGCUUACAGAAAAAUAUGAUUGGUCAUCAAGAGAAGCGCGCGAGUUUGAAGAGUUCUUAACUCCGAUGCUCGAAUUUGACCCGACUAUGCGCGCUACAGCAGCAGACUGCCUGAAGCAUCCGUGGCUGCAAAUCAAAAAGUGAUCGUGUUUUUUAUCGUUUUAUCUUUAAAUUUUCCAACUCUAAACUUUUACCAUCCUGAUAUAAUCAUAAGUCGAGAGUGUAACAAGAAGCAACAACCUGCAGGUGUCAGGUUCUUUCAUAUUAUAUACAAUAUUUUAUUUCCAUAUUACGCAUUGUUAUUUGUAAAAUAGGCACGAUAAAAUUAUUUAAUAUUUAAUAAACAUAAGUCAAUUGUAAUAUAUAUACAUUUUUAUAGAAUACGAAAUUAUUAAAAACGUAUAUUAUAAAAUUUCACGAUUCAGACAAGUUUCUUUUAUCUUUUUAACUGAUGAUAAUUUGACAAUCGUCAUUUACGUCCGAAUUGUUACGUGUAAUUUCAAGUGACGAGAAAGAACCAUAAUAUUUGCGAUUCAAUGAAAAAGAGCUUGCUACAUUCCGCUAAAUUCCGUAUGCAGUUGGGUACGCUUCUGGUUGUAACACUCUCGACAGUGGCUGCCUAUUUGUGUAUUUAUAAAUUUGUUAAAUCAUGUUUUUCAUUUACUAAUGAUAUCUUAAAUUAAAAUUUCGUAGUACUUUAUUA